Messenger RNA from Pecten maximus, 3817 nucleotides. RefSeq lists its product as uncharacterized. The record is from RefSeq and is a predicted model, not a curated record. The transcript is spliced from 2 exons. NCBI's taxonomy places the organism in Eukaryota, Metazoa, Mollusca, Bivalvia, Pectinida, Pectinidae. Bases 172 to 3069 code for a protein of 965 amino acids. Gene Ontology annotation, molecular function: protein binding.
AAACAAAGGCAAACAAGAUCACAUGAACUAAGAAUCUUCUUCCUUACUUCUGUAUUCAGCAAACGUCCUUGUUAUUCAACAUGGAGUCUAAGUGACUUGGAUUAUCUGCUGUUGCCAUAGAAACCAUACGUAUAAAUAAUGGAAUGACAGUGUAUAGAUUAAAAAGAAGCUAUGGCGAAUAACAAUCCAUUUAAAAACAUAUUCAAACUGAUUAACCAGAGGACUCCUGAGACCAUAGCAUGUGGUACAAGUGAUCUCCACAAGGCUGCUACUUCCGGUGACAUCAGCUUGCUACAAAAAAGUCUAAAAGAGGAUGAUGUGGACAUCAAUCUUGAGGAUGAACUUGGGAAUACUCCAUUGUACAUGGCAACACUUAAAAGUCACAGAACAGCAGUGGACAUGUUAUUACAGAAAGGCGCUUCCGUGAAUGACACAAGCUGCAGCCCUAUGCAUUACGCUAGAGAUAUCCACAUUGCAAAGUUACUAGUUGAGGCUGGUGGGAGACUUGGGGACAGGGAUUCCCAAGGAAACACACCACUACACCGAGCAGUCUCAAGGGAAGACUUCGAUCUCGUAUUAUAUUUCCUUCAGGUGGGAGCCGACACAAAUGCACGGAAUUCAGAAGGAAAUACUCCUCUUCACAACGCUUGCCAGUCAAAGAUAGAUGGCCCCAUCUGCGAGUUGAUAACGCGGCUAAUUUCCGCAGGAGCGACAGUAAAUGAGAAAGAUAAAGCCGGAAAAACCCCACUUCAUCAUGCAUGUGAAAGUAUAUCAAUGUUUUAUUCCAUAGCUAUCCUCAUAAAGCAUGGAGCUGAAUUAGUCACGCAUGAUAGGAAAGGAUAUUGUCCUUUACAUUACCUGAUUGAUACAUUUCUGUCUUCAGAUAUAGACGGAGAGACUGAGUUUGUCGACAAACUUGAUAUUUUAUUGACAAGCCCAGAAACCAUCAAUGUCGCAACUAAGACGGGAUUAUCCCCAGUUCAUAUUGCAGCAUCAAACGGACUUUGCAUUGUACUAAAGUACUUGGUACAGAAAGGAUGUGACAUUCGAUGUAAAGAUGGCCGAGGGAAAAGUGCUCUCCAUGUUGUAUCAUCAGUAAAAGAAGCCAGGAACAGCAUUGACACGACACAGACUCUGAUAUUAUGUGGCAGCGAUAUCAACUGCUGUGAUUUUUGGGGAUCUACUCCACUACACGAAGCUGUUGCAAAUGAUAAGCUUGAUGUUGUAGAGGUUCUUGUUGAUAACGGUGCUGACAUAAAGCUCCGUGAUAAAAAUGGAUCAACCCCCUUACAUUUAGCUGCAGCAAGCUGUUCUGAUGCAGUCUCUCUUCUUCUCGGCAAAGGCGCACCUGUGAAUGCUACAAACAAGUAUAUGUCAACACCAUUGCAUUUUGCAGCAUGGGCCGAUUCAGGGCAUGCAGCAGAAACUCUGAUUAAUCACGAUGCAGAUCUAGAAUUGAAGGAUUUGUCAGGAUCUACUCCUCAUGACACAGCCGUCUUCACAUGCUCCGAAGUUGCUGGGAGACUUGAAAGUGGCAAAAGUUCAGUGAAAGCUUUUUCAGAUUUUGCAAAUAAAUUGCUUAAUAAACAAGAAUUCGAUGAUCUUGUUUGUAAAGAUACAAACAUUGCAAGAUCCGACCACGAUGCCAUUCAUUUCUGUAAUAGAGUUUUUCAAACCGCUGGUGUAGGACAAGUCAUAUUUCAAGACGAAGCUGGAGAUAUACAAACUGCUGUAGAAAGUGUUGCAGAGAAUAUUGUACAAAAGCUAGCUGAGCUGGAACCAAACUUCAAAGCAACAUUGCUUCGUGCAGGAAGCUCUUCUGAAGGUACAAAAACAAAAUUUCCGAACGAGUUCGAUUUCAUGUUUUGUUUAGAGGAAUUCAGCGAAAAUACAUAUCCAAAACAGGAAGGAGAUGAAACCAAAAUGAUAGGAUCUGCACCUUUGUCAAAGAAGACUUCUACUGGUGGUCGAUUAGUGGAUUUGGCAGAAGACAAAGAACUUCACGAAACACAUAUUAUCAUUUCUGAUUACACCAAGAUUUACGUGAAAGAUGAUGCUGACGCAGAACCUUUUUUGGACCUAAGUGAGCGGGAUUCAAGACUGAUUCCAUGCUACAUGAUGUAUCACCGGUUUAGUCAAUUACUGACGAGGGUUCUUCUGAGUGACAGUUUCCCAAAACACCCAAACCUUCUGAUCCAUGAGGUAACUGUUGAACCUGCACUAUCCUUGCAGUGGCGAGGUAGUCUUUACAAGAUGAUGGACAUCAACAUUGAUCUUGUCCCUGCUAUCCGUCUCCCCUGUUGGCCAGAGAAAAUCCAACGGGAUUACAAACUCCUAACCCCAGAUAUUCUUAGGAUUCCGGGCAUGGCAGUGCCCAAGAUAGCUGGUGAUGUGCUUGAAGAUCUCUGGCGCUGUUCUAUGUCAUUACAGGAAACUGCAAUAUUCCGAAAGUUACAUCCCCGCGUAAGGAACAGCUAUACAACUGCAAAAUCUUUGCUCAAUUCCAAAGUUGUAUGUCCCAUAGCAAUAGAAGAAGAAACGGAAGAAACUGCGUUCAUUAGAAAAUUUGCAAACAUGCCAUCAAUGGGUGAUUCUGAAGAAGCUAUGUUUAUUACACAGGCAGAAAGUGCCAUUCCAUCAUAUUUUCUGAAAAUGAUGUUCUUGUUUUCUCUUGAAGACAGAGUACAAAGAGAAGGACUAGGAAGUGUUUAUGAUGUCGAUUCGCAAAGCAAAGCAUCGAGCAUUUCCCAAGCUGAAGAAUGUGGAACCCUCGCUGCCGAUACGAAACAUGAUGCUAAUCCUGAUUCAUACAGUCCGCCUACAAAACGUAAGAGAUCCUCAUAUUCAUAUGGACCAGCUGAGGUCCGAAAUGUACAGCCAAAUGUAGGAGACAUUGAUAUCGAUCUAGUGCGUGACAUCUAUCGUAGAUGUGAAGAAUGUCUCUCUCAGGGAAAAGUUCCGUCAUUCUUCAAUCCGAAACAAGACGUUCUUGGUUCCAGAGGGGAAGGGCAAAAACUUGAACUAGCUCUUAAUUAUGCUAGGUUCAUCUAUAAAUUGUUACAGGAUUAACGAAAUCCUAGUACAAUCUACUAGUGAGCCAUUUAAUACUUUACACUCGUUUUUUUAUCGAUACCUCAGUAUCCAGUAUCCAAGGUUUCGUCCGUUUAUCCCGACCAUCUGUCUGUGGCAUGGUUCCGAACACAGUGGAGAUGAUAGCAGUGAUAUGCAAUGAUAACUGAACCUAUCAACAAACAAAAUGGUGUACAAAUUGAUGAAGAUCAAAAUCUUAGCAAAAAAUUUUGAGUCAUAAUGGAAAGAGUUUUUACCGAGCAAUUUCAUUAAAUCUCCAAAUCAAAGAAUAUCUUAACUAAGUCGAAUGUGAGUUUGAAUGAUGCAAGAAUUAGAGAACUGCACGUAGUUCAACUGAUUUCACGAGGAAAACUUUUAUGUGUUAUCCGGACUAAUCGCCGAAAGUAUGCCACGCAUGCAUCCCCAUUUUGAUAAAAGGAACGAUAAUGAUGUUUUUUUUUCAUUGAAGUAUUGGAAUUCUUUGACACCGAGUUACAGUAGAUAUUGUUCUGAGAAGCUUGAAAUCAGCUGAUACGAACAAGUGUUAGUUAUCGGGACAAGAUAAAAAUUCUUUGCGAGAAGUGUCAGUGCUUUACUUUUUGACAGUCGUAGCCUGGCGCUAGCAAUACCAGUUUGUCAGGUAUUUGUUUCGGGUACAUGUUAGUGUAGAAAAUGAAUAUGAGCUUAUUGUAUAUAAUCUUGCAAUUGUGUAUUAAAGGAAUUUAAAUUAAAUGUGUUAGCAAAACUG